GAUGAUAAGUGCACAAUAAUUUCUAUUAUUUAGAUGAAUUUGGUCCUCAGGAGGGUCAUGGGCAUGGCCAUGGAUGCUUUCCAGCACCAAACUCUCAUUUCCAUCAUUCUGGCCAUGUUAGUAGGCGUGUUGAUUUAUGGCUUAAAGAGAACACAUAGUGGCCAUGGCAAGAUCUGUAGUGCACCUCAAGCAGGAGGAGCAUGGCCAAUUAUUGGCCAUUUACACCUCUUUGGGGGUCAUCAACAUACUCACAAAACACUUGGGAUAAUGGCAGAGAAACAUGGACCAAUUUUCACAAUAAAGCUUGGUUCAUACAAAGUUCUUGUAUUGAGUAGCUGGGAGAUGGCCAAGGAGUGUUUCACUGUCCAUGACAAAGCAUUUUCUACCAGACCCUGUGUUGCAGCCUCAAAGCUAAUGGGCUACAACUAUGCCAUGUUUGGCUUCACUCCUUAUGGUCCUUAUUGGCGUGAGAUAAGGAAAUUAACUACUAUUCAGCUUCUAUCUAACCACCGGCUUGAACUGCUGAAGAACACAAGAACAUCUGAGUCAGAAGUUGCAAUAAGAGAGCUUUAUAAGUUGUGGUCUAGAGAAGGUUGUCCAAAGGGAGGGGUUUUGGUAGAUAUGAAGCAGUGGUUUGGGGAUUUAACUCAUAAUAUUGUUCUGAGAAUGGUGAGAGGGAAGCCAUACUAUGAUGGUGCUAGUGAUGAUUAUGCAGAAGGUGAAGCAAGAAGGUACAAGAAAGUUAUGAGAGAGUGUGUGAGUUUGUUUGGGGUGUUUGUGUUAUCUGAUGCUAUUCCAUUUCUGGGGUGGUUGGACAUCAACGGAUAUGAAAAGGCCAUGAAGAGAACUGCAAGUGAAUUGGAUCCUCUGGUUGAAGGGUGGUUAGAGGAACACAAAAGGAAAAGAGCUUUCAAUAUGGAUGCAAAAGAAGAACAGGAUAAUUUCAUGGAUGUCAUGCUGAAUGUUCUGAAAGAUGCAGAGAUUUCUGGUUAUGAUUCAGAUACCAUCAUCAAGGCUACUUGUCUGAAUCUGAUUUUAGCAGGAAGCGACACCACCAUGAUUUCACUAACAUGGGUGCUAUCUCUGCUACUUAACCAUCAAAUGGAACUAAAAAAAGUCCAAGAUGAAUUGGACACUUAUAUUGGGAAGGACAGGAAGGUGGAAGAAUCUGACAUAACCAAGUUGGUGUACCUCCAAGCCAUUGUGAAGGAAACAAUGCGGCUGUAUCCACCAAGUCCUCUUAUCACCCUUCGUGCAGCCAUGGAAGACUGCACCUUCUCAGGUGGCUAUCACAUUCCUGCUGGUACACGUUUAAUGGUGAAUGCUUGGAAGAUCCACCGGGAUGGUCGUGUUUGGAGUGAUCCUCAUGAUUUCAAGCCUGGAAGGUUCUUGACAAGCCACAAAGAUGUUGAUGUGAAGGGUCAGAACUAUGAGCUCGUCCCUUUUGGUUCUGGAAGGAGAGCAUGCCCUGGAGCCUCGCUGGCUCUGCGUGUGGUGCACUUGACCAUGGCUAGACUGUUACAUUCUUUCAAUGUUGCUUCUCCUUCAAAUCAAGUUGUGGACAUGACAGAGAGCAUUGGACUCACAAAUUUAAAAGCAACCCCGCUUGAAAUUCUCCUAACUCCACGUCUAGACACCAAACUUUAUGAGAACUAGAUUAUAUUAAGCUAGUUUUCUCAAAAAUAAGGGAAGGGGUCCUCUAGGUCCUGAAAUCGGUUAAUAACAAUAACAUGUUUAAUGCAGCUGCAAUGUAGUAUAAUGAUUAUGUACUCAUGGUUCACUUUUUAAUGGAGCUUCAGUGUAUUAUAAUAACUCUAUACUUGUGGUUCA
Glycine soja is the source of this 1830-nucleotide messenger RNA. Its product is annotated as cytochrome P450 CYP82D47-like. The transcript has 2 exons. The record is from RefSeq and is a predicted model, not a curated record. Bases 34 to 1656 code for a protein of 540 amino acids. Lineage: Eukaryota; Viridiplantae; Streptophyta; Magnoliopsida; Fabales; Fabaceae. Gene Ontology annotation, molecular function: oxidoreductase activity, acting on paired donors, with incorporation or reduction of molecular oxygen; monooxygenase activity; iron ion binding. Gene Ontology annotation, biological process: defense response to other organism.